Molecule: messenger RNA, 2493 nt
Organism: Rhopalosiphum maidis (corn leaf aphid)
Lineage: Eukaryota; Metazoa; Arthropoda; Insecta; Hemiptera; Aphididae
Product: peroxidase-like
Biological process (GO): response to oxidative stress
Molecular function (GO): peroxidase activity; heme binding
Source: RefSeq, a predicted model, not a curated record
ACCAAUUUAAUGGCCACAACAGUUUAAUUAUUAAUGCUAUUGUUAUUAUUUGUAAUGACGUGUAUUUAAACGAUUUGAUACAUUUUGCGAGAUAGUAUUGUUUAAGCAUAAUAUUUAAAAUUCAAACCUAUAAAUAGCUAAGUAGGGUUACGACAAUCUAAACAUACAUAGGUAAGACCUUAAUGUAUUUCAGUUGUGACCGUCGCAUUGUCAACAGUUGCUAAAAAAAAUGAAAAGAAUUAUUAUCGUUUUCUUGUUCAUUGUUUGCGUAGCAUGUCAAUUUCACAGAAAAGAAGAAACUGGGCAUAAACCAGAUCGAAAAAAUCAACCAGAAUCACACCAUUUACAUGCUAAAAAUGUCCCCCAGAAAAACAAUUUCUUUCGGGUUGAAAGAAAUCACCAACAUACUAUUAUGAGAGACGAACCAGCAGUUAUAGAUACGAGACCUGCCAAGAUACCAUCUCUAAUGACUCCAUCAAACGCUUUUGGAAUGUUAACACCAAUAGAGAUUGACCUUGCUGAUAAAUGCUUUCCUAAGCCCAAGUGUGAUCCCAUUUCACCAUUUAGAACUAUAGAUGGUCGUUGUAAUAAUUUGAAUUUUCCAGUUUGGGGACAGGCAAAUACAUCGAGUACCCGAAUAAUCGAAGCAAAUUAUUUUGAUGGUAAAUCGCAGCAAAGAAAAGCGAUUUCGGGUCGCGAAUUGCCUAAUUCCAGACAUAUACGAACGACAAUAUUCUUAGACAUGGAUAAACCUGCACUAGAACAUAAUGUAUUGGUCACACAAUUUGGACAAAUGAUUGCACACGAUACUGAAUUGACAUUUCCUAAGCUUGCAGGAAAUGGUGGUAAACUUGAAUGUUGUAACCCAGAUGGUACGACUCCAAAAUUUCUACCGAAAGGGUGCCUUCCGAUUACAAUCCCACAAGACGAUCCUGGUUCGAAAAAACGAUGUAUGUCCACUCCACGAGUAGCUGACACGUCAGACAUAGGUUGUCAAAUCCAACCGGUUCGACAACUCAUUGCUGUUACUAGUUUUAUUGACGGCUCGGCGUUGUACGGUUCGGAUGCUGUUACAGCAAGAAGUUUACGUACAUUUAAUAAUGGCAAACUGAAAGUACAGUUUGGAUCUAACGGAAAAUCGUAUUUACCAAAUGUAAAAAAACCAUCAAAGUCGUGUAACGUUCCUACAGAUAACUCAGUAUGCUACGCUUCAGGAGAUCUAAGAGUUAACCAACAUCCCAAUAUGGCAGUCAAUACAAUUUCCUUAUUACGAUUACAUAACAUACUAUGCGAUGAGUUAAAUAGAUUGAACCCCGCGUGGAACGACGAAAAAAUAUACCAAGAAGCCAGGAGAUUACUCAUCGCAAUGUACCAGCAUGUUACAUACAAUGAAUUUGUUCCGGUAAUUUUGGGAAGAGAUUUUUCCAGAGAAAAUAACUUAUUACCGUUAAGUCAAGGCUUUAACAAUAAUUAUGAUGCAUUUUUAAACCCGACUACAUUUACUAGUUUUACCGCUGCUGCGUAUAGAGCUCUCCACAGCUAUAUACAAGGAUCCAUGGAUUUAGUUAAUGAAUCCAGGCAAACCACGUCAACGCUACGUCUAAGUGAUAUUUUUUUAAGACCCGACAUAGUACAAAAUAAAGAUAAUUAUGAUAGCCUCGUUAGAGGAAUGCUUACUCAGCACGCACAGGGACAAGAUCAAUUUUUUACCAAAGAAAUAAGUGAAUUUCUAUUCAAAACCCCGAACAAAACAGACGGCGUUGACUUGAUCACCAUAGAUUUAGAACGUGGCCGAGAUUUCGGGGAACCCCCCUAUAAUAAAUUCAGACAACUAUGUGGAUUGAAAGCUGCUAGAAAAUUUAGUGACUUGACUGAUCAAAUAAGUAAAAAAAACGUCGACGCCUUAGCUAGCUUGUAUGAACAUGUGGAUGAUAUUGACUAUUAUGCAGCUGGUACUUUAGAAAAACCGAAACCGGGAUCCAUAUUUGGGCACACAUUCCAGUGCGUUAUAGGUGAAAUGUUUUUCAGAUGGAAAUUUGGUGAUAGAUUUUUUUACGAAUUUGGAAACCAACCGGGUUCUUUUAGCUUAGACCAACUUAAUGAAAUACGAAAAACGACAUUAGCUUUCCUGAUGUGUGUGACUUCAGACAUUCGUUUUAUACAACGGAAUGCAUUUGAUGUACCCAGUAGUCGAAACCCUUUGGUAUCCUGCAACUCAAUAACGAAAUUCAAUCUGGCUCCUUGGAUAGACAGUCAAUAAGAAUAUUGUGUCAAUUAGUUUAUAUAUACAUAUAUAUUCUAUAUUUAUAUACUUUGUAUCAUGUAGUAAAUAAGUAUAAAAUAUUAUACAUUUGUCAUUAGAUAUUUAAACAUGUUUAGUAUUAGAAGUUAGAACAAAAUUGUUACACAUGACUCGUACUACAUGAAAGAUAUUUUAAAAAACUUAUCGUUUUAUUUAAAUUAUUUAAUAUCUAUAUACUUUUUACUUUUAGA